AUGCUAAAACGAUUUAAAAAAUAUAAUAAUCCAAUGGAUGAAAUAGAACUAAGAGUGCUUGGUAAUCGUUCUAAUAGAAUUACGCGUGAUGCCUACAAUAAUUAUAACGAAAACCUGGAAAAGCAAAUUCAGAAGAAUCCGAAAGCAUUUUGGACGUUCCUAAAGAGUAAACGCAAUAAUUCUAACUCGUAUCCAGCUGCUAUGAAUAACGGAGUUAAAACUUCUACUAGCGAAGUUGAAAUAUGCAAUAUGUUCUCUAGUUAUUUUGCUUCGGUAUAUGAUGACUGA
Messenger RNA from Parnassius apollo (apollo), 288 nucleotides. NCBI's taxonomy places the organism in Eukaryota, Metazoa, Arthropoda, Insecta, Lepidoptera, Papilionidae. The record is from the annotation of a GenBank genome assembly.